Messenger RNA from Cyphomyrmex costatus, 1101 nucleotides. It is a transcript of the gene Coq5, whose product is annotated as ubiquinone biosynthesis protein COQ3, mitochondrial. The transcript is spliced from 6 exons. Gene Ontology annotation, biological process: ubiquinone biosynthetic process. The coding region runs from base 80 to 973 and encodes 297 amino acids. Lineage: Eukaryota; Metazoa; Arthropoda; Insecta; Hymenoptera; Formicidae. Gene Ontology annotation, molecular function: 2-methoxy-6-polyprenyl-1,4-benzoquinol methyltransferase activity. The record is from RefSeq and is a predicted model, not a curated record.
GAAAAAAAGACAAUCUCGAGUGCAGAAAGUGCAAAUGAAUUGGUGUACGAAUGUGUAGCACGUGCACGCACGUGGUACGAUGGCCUAUAAGAGUCUUUGCGUGAAUAUUAAAAAAAGUCGAAUACUAGAUAAAUGUUUAAAAGCUACUGUAACUAAACGUGGUUAUUCAAAAACAGCAAACACAUUUUCAGAGGACGAUGAGAGAUCGACACAUUUUGGUUUCCAAACAGUUAAGGAGAGCCAGAAGGCAAAGGAAGUGUACACCAUAUUUGAAAAUGUUGCCAAUUCUUACGAUUUGAUGAAUGAUACAAUGAGUUUGGGUAUCCAUCGUAUCUGGAAAGAUAUUUUUAUACAAGAAUUAGGACCUACUCACGGUACCCAUCUCUUGGAUUCUGCUGGUGGCACAGGCGACAUUACAUUUCGAUAUAUUAAUUUUCUGAGGAAUACGCCAAAUCCACAUAAUAUACGUAGCCAUGUAACUGUAUGUGACAUAAAUCAAAAUAUGUUAGACGUUGGGAAAAACCGAUCAAGUAGGCUAGGUUUAUCAAAGGAUAGUAAUUGUGAUAUUACGUGGAAGCAAGAAGAUGCAGAGAAGCUUUCCUUUAUAGAUGAUUCUUUCUCUGCCUAUACUAUAGCAUUUGGAGUAAGGAAUGUGACACAUAUUGACAAGGUAUUGUCCGAAGCAUACAGAGUAUUACAGCCAGGAGGAAGAUUUUUAUGUCUAGAAUUUAGUCACAUUGAAAAUAAAUCUUUACAAUGGUUAUAUGACCAAUAUUCUUUUCAAAUAAUACCUGUAAUGGGGACACUGAUUGCAGGACAAUGGAAAGCUUAUCAAUAUCUAGUAGAAAGCAUAAGAAGAUUUCCAAAACAAGAAGAAUUUAAAAAUAUGAUUGAACUUGCAGGAUUCAGAAAUGUGACUUAUCAAAAUCUUAUGUUUGGUAUAGUUGCUAUUCAUUCAGGAUUUAAACUAUAAAUAAAAUAUCUUGGAAUACAGAAUUGAUUAUUUGUUUGAGGAACAAGGAAAUUUACAAUUAUAAUUACAGCAUUACCAAACAACAAGUUACAGAAGUUGUGAUAGUUACAGCAACAUCAAAGUACAAA